CACUGUACGUUGGCGUCGGCGUCGCGCGCGGAUCGUUUUGUGCUAUUUUGCUGCUGAAUUUUCGCUGUUCUCGCGGUUUUAAACAAACGAACGACUGAAGAAGCCAAUAAGCGUGGUGAAUAGCAAUUAAAAGAGCGCGACGCAGUGGCUGUCAACACUUGCACAUCGAUUAACUAAAUUAAAAUGCCCCAGUUGGAGCUCGAAUUUUGAAGAGCUUGUCGAAGUACAGCGACAGCCGGAGUUGGUUGCCAUGAUGCGAUACUCGGAAAUCUCACGCGAUCUGUCCACGGAUAAUCUGCGCUACUCAGAGUUAAGCAGAAAGCCCACCACGGACUAUAAUGGAUAUACGGGUCAGGCCUACGCCACGACUCAGUUCAAGCAGAGCUCACCUCCUCCUCCUCCCUCGCAGCAACAGCAGCAGCCAACUCGGGUGUCCAAGCAACGAAGUCCGAAUACCAAUGGUAGUGCCCACACCAUGGCCUGUUUGCGCCAGGAGAAGACCCACAAGGAGCAGCAAAUGGAACCGCCCAGUAUGCAACCGCAGGCCAGCAAAACCCUGAAUAUAAAGAGCACGCGCCGCAAGAACUCCAUCGGUUGUUUGAAUAGUUUCUCCUCCUCGCCAGAUUCGCCUGGUUGCUACUACACUAUAGCAGCCUCGGCUUCGCUACCGUCCAAGUCGCAAAGUUUACCGGCCCACGCCUCCAUCAAGCAGUUGGAUGCGGUUAUUUUGAGCGCGUUACGUGUACCCGCCGAUGUGUUGGCUAAUCAGAUUACGCUACUGGAUUUUCCCGUCUUCGCCCAGAUCCAACCGGAUGAGCUGAGCAGUUGUGCGUGGACGAAAAAGGAUAAGCAUGUCAACACCCCAAACAUUGUGGCAUUUACCAAACGAUUCAACCACACGAGCUUUUGGACAGUGCAGGAGAUUCUCAAUGCCGAGCAGCCAAAGCAGAGAGCGGAGAUUAUUACUCACUUUAUAAAGGUGGCCAAAAAGCUUCAUGAGCUUAACAAUCUGCACUCGCUGUUUGCCAUUAUUUCGGCCAUGCAAAGCGCCAGCAUAUAUCGCUUGACAAAAACCUGGGCAUGCUUAUCGAAGAAGGAUCGAAAUGCAUUUGAUCGCCUCAGCGAUAUAUUCAGUGACCAGGACAACUGGGCGAAUCUGCGCUCCUACCUCGAGAGCCUCCGCCUGCCCUGCAUCCCCUAUCUGGGUCUCUUUCUCACCGAUCUGAUCUACAUUGACUUGGCCCACCCACACAAGGGCGGCCUUGAACCGGAGCAGCGUCGCAAUAAGAUGAAUAAUAUUUUGCGUGUCAUUUCGAACUAUCAGCAGUCGAACUACAAGCAUCUGCAGAAGCACGAGGCGACACAGAAGUAUCUGACUUCCAUAAGAUAUAUAGAGGAGUUGCAGAAUAUAUUCGAGGAGGAUCAGUACAAACGCUCUCUAAACCUGGAACCUGCGUCGCCCUCUGGGCCCAGUUCGUCGUCCUGCAGCUCAAAAGAGUCCUUCAACGUGGAAGUAGUUACUCCGGCACUUGGAUGCCUAAAUCUCUCGCCCGCGAAAACCAUUGGCUCCAUGCGCAUGGCAAGCGGCACCAAGUUUGUGCCAGGCCAUCGCAAGUGUCGCAGUCUGGGCACCAAAUUUCGCAGCAGCAGCCUGCCGCGAAACUUUGCCGAGAGGUGCCAAUGUUGCAUUGUCAUGAUUGCGCCGGGCAUUGGCACCAUCUCCAACAAGCGUUGCAGAUGCCGUCGCAUUUUUGGCAAGAUUGCGACGCACAACCACAGCGAUGGACAUCCUCACCACCUGCACCUGGAACUAGAUCCCAGCCAAGGGCAGCCUCGUCACCACCUGUUGGAUGAUUCGGUUUUGGAGCAUAGCGACGCUAUAUCGCAAGCGGAUCUAACAUCCCUGGAAAGUGCCGAGGGAAUAAUGUGUGAUUUUACCGGCAGCGAUUGCGAUUUGAUGUCGCCAGAGGCAGCAGCCGCCAUGCAGGGAUGUGUCCGCCGUAAAACGGUCCAGAAGGAGGGAAGGAAGCCAGCGGUGGCCUCCUGGCAACGAUACUGGCUACAGAUUUGGGAGAACUCGCUGGUGUAUUUCCCACCAAAAUCCUUUAAGGGAAGCGAACGCAGCGACUUUAAACGGGAACCGUGCAAAGUGUGUCCAUUGGAUGGAUGGUAUGCCCACGUUAGUGAUAAUACCAAGCACAAGAACACCUUCGAACUGUGCCACCGAACCCUGGGCACCGUCUAUCGCUUCCGAACGGACAGUCCGCAGAUGACGCAUCUCUGGUCAAAUGCCAUUUGCAAACUGGCCACCAUGCGAAUGCCCAAACCUCUGCCCACCAAUCUGAUGUCCUUCGAAUAAGCUGGGCUCCCAAGAACACACACAGGAACUCGAAUAUAUUGUACUCAUUGUAGCCUAGUUUAUCUAGUUUAGUUAGCUUUAACCCUUGAAACGUGCACAGCCAAAAAAACACCCACCCACCACAUCGCUCACUCACUCCCUAAAAACGAGGCAACCACAGAACAUUCCCGCAACCACAACGAACGAACAAAUUGCAGCUUGCAUCUAGAUGAAUCGAUUUCAAAAUGGUAUUUCAAAAGACUGACACCGAAUGAGAACACGAAGAUAUAGUAAAGGAGGAGCAGUUCUACGAAUGUAGCCACACAAUCACACAACAACAGACUAAACCGACAACGCAGGGAUAUUAGAAUCCCAAAUUUGUAAUGGCCCUGUUUUUAAAGUCCAAUUUUAUUUGAACGUAUCGGAAACGGAAUUGAGAAAACGGCUUGUCAUCGAAUAUAUAUUUAUUUUAGGAUUGUUUAGUGAUCCAGAAUUUAGAAAUGUAGUAAUCCAUUACUACUUACUAUACACCUGUUUACUCCCGAAUUCACUUAAUUUGGCAACAGGGCUGUCUCUUUGUUAAUGUGCUGUCUUUGCUGUACUUUGUAUUUGUAAAACGUAAUAUUAGGUAAAUUACUUGGACGUUUACUAAACUUAAUUUUGCGCAGACUGUGCCAUAUUAGUUUUAAAUUAAAUUUUUGUGUCUACACAAUCACUGUUGGCCAGCAAACGAAUCCGAAUUCGAUUUGCCCAGCUCCUAACUUUGUAACAAAGAAUCAAAAAAAAUCCAACGAACUUUCUACGCGUAACUAAGGGCUUUAAUAUUGUAUCGCUAUCACUAUCAUGAUCAACAUCUGUUAAUCUGUAUAUCUGCCUUAAGUUGAUGCACUAGACAUAAAUAGAGCUAUAAAGUACAUAUGUAACGUAUCCAACAAAUGCAUGCGUGAAUUAUAGGAAACGAAAGUAA
Molecule: messenger RNA, 3305 nt
Organism: Drosophila yakuba
Lineage: Eukaryota; Metazoa; Arthropoda; Insecta; Diptera; Drosophilidae
Gene: RalGPS
Product: ras-specific guanine nucleotide-releasing factor RalGPS1
Exons: 8
Coding region: 251-2359 (702 amino acids)
Biological process (GO): Ras protein signal transduction; positive regulation of GTPase activity
Cellular component (GO): plasma membrane
Molecular function (GO): guanyl-nucleotide exchange factor activity
Source: RefSeq, a predicted model, not a curated record